Seriola dumerili (greater amberjack) is the source of this 3484-nucleotide messenger RNA. RefSeq names its product procollagen-lysine,2-oxoglutarate 5-dioxygenase 3-like (gene plod3). Gene Ontology annotation, molecular function: iron ion binding; procollagen glucosyltransferase activity; L-ascorbic acid binding. The transcript is spliced from 19 exons. The record is from RefSeq and is a predicted model, not a curated record. Gene Ontology annotation, biological process: peptidyl-lysine hydroxylation. NCBI's taxonomy places the organism in Eukaryota, Metazoa, Chordata, Actinopteri, Carangiformes, Carangidae. Gene Ontology annotation, cellular component: endoplasmic reticulum. Bases 113 to 2314 code for a protein of 733 amino acids.
UUGAAGGAGGUUAGGAGUUUCGGAGCGGAUCUGAUGGAGUGAAGAAGACAGAGCAGGAAAAGAGGAAUAAAGUGACGGUUAACGGUCCGAGCAGAGUCUUGUAAACGCCGCCAUGUCUUCCUGUCGCUUUCUCUGGCUGCUGGCUCUCGCCUUCUUCCAGAGCUCCGUGUCGGCCGAACAGCGGAGGCUCUCUGCAGAAAAUCUGCUGGUGAUCACCGCGGCAACUGAGGAGACGGACGGCUUCAACCGCUUCAUGAGGACGAUCAGAGAGUUCAACUACACUGUGAAGGUGCUGGGUCUGGGGGAGGAGUGGAAGGGGGGUGACGUGGCUCGGACGGUGGGGGGAGGUCAGAAGGUGAGAUGGUUGAAGAAGGAGCUGCUCAAACACUCUGACAACAAGGACAUGGUCAUCAUGUUCGUGGACAGUUACGACGUGAUCUUUGCGUCGGGUCCAGAGGAGCUGCUGUCCAAGUUUUCCCGUCUGGGUCACAGAGUGGUCUUUUCAGCCGAGGGGUUCUGCUGGCCCGACCAGAGGCUGGCCUCCAAGUACCCAGUGGUGCAUUCUGGGAAACGCUACCUCAACUCAGGAGGCUUCAUCGGCUUCGCCGCCGACCUCAGCACCAUCGUCCAGCAGUGGAAGUACAAGGACAACGACGACGACCAGCUGUUCUACACCAGGAUCUACCUGGACAAGACACAGAGGACCAAGUUCAACAUGACCCUGGAUCAUCGGUCCAGGAUCUUCCAGAAUCUGAACGGAGCUGUUGACGAAGUCGUCCUCAAGUUUGAGAGGUCAAAGGUCAGAGCGAGGAACGUCGCCUACGACACACUUCCUGUUGUUAUCCAUGGCAACGGACCGACCAAGCUGCAGUUGAAUUACCUGGGUAACUACGUCCCCACAGCCUGGACCUAUGAGAACGGAUGUGGGAUCUGCGACGACGACCUACUGUUCUUCAGCGACGUACCUGACGAGGAGCUGCCUCUGGUCUACGUCGCAGUGUUUAUCGAACGUGCAACUCCCUUCAUGGACGAGUUCCUGCACCGACUGACCACGCUCAACUACCCCACGGCGAGGAUCCGCCUCUUCAUCCACAACAACGUCGUGUACCACGAACGUCACAUCCAGAAGUUCUGGGAGCGUCACAGGUCUCUGUUCCCCGACGCCCUGCUGGUCGGCCCAGAGGAGAACCUGCAGGAGGGCAAGGCCAGAACCAUGGCUGUUGAGGCAUGUAAGAAGGAUCCAGAGUGUGAUUACUACUUCAGCAUCGACUCUGAAGUGGCCUUGACGAACCCCGACACACUCAGGAUACUAAUCGAGGAAAACAAGUCGGUCAUCGCUCCCAUGUUGUCCAAACACGGGAAGCUGUGGAGUAACUUCUGGGGCGCUCUGAGUCCUGAAGGAUACUACUCCAGAUCUGAAGACUACAUCGAGAUCGUCCAGGGCAAGAGGAUCGGUCUGUGGAACGUGCCCUACAUCACUCAGGCCUACCUGAUCAAAGGCAGCAUGCUGCGGUCCAAACUGUCCCAGGUGAGCCUGUACGUGGACGAGGGGACGGACCCUGACAUGGUGUUCUGCAGGAGCAUCAGAGACCAGGGUGUCUUCAUGUUCGUGUCAAACCGCGAUGAGUUUGGUCGCCUGGUGGCGUCGACCAGCUUCAACACGUCCAGGCUGCACCCGGACAUGUGGCAGAUCUUCGACAACCCUGUGGACUGGAAGGAGAAGUACAUCCACGAGAACUACUCCAGAAUCUUUGAGGAUGAGAAGAGCUUCGUGGAGCAGCCCUGUCCAGAUGUUUACUGGUUUCCAGCUUUCUCAGAGAAGAUGUGUGAUCACAUGGUGGAGACCAUGGAGGACCACGGGGAAUGGUCUGGAGGAUCACACAAGGACGAGCGUCUGGCCGGUGGUUAUGAAAACGUCCCGACUGUGGACAUCCACAUGAACCAGAUCGGCUUUGAGAAGGAGUGGCUGAAGUUCCUGAAAGAGUUCAUCGUCCCCGUCACUGAGAAGCUGUAUCCUGGAUAUUACCCCAAGGCCCAGGCCAUCAUGAACUUUGUGGUGCGUUACCGUCCUGAUGAGCAGCCAUCUCUGCGGCCGCAUCACGACUCCUCCACCUUCACCAUCAACAUCGCCCUGAACAGGAAGGGCAUCGACUACGAGGGCGGAGGCUGCAGGUUCCUGCGCUACGACUGCAAAGUGGAGUCUCCCAGGAAAGGCUGGUCCUUCAUGCACCCCGGCCGGCUGACCCACUACCACGAGGGUCUGCCCACCACCAGGGGGACCAGAUACAUCAUGGUGUCCUUCGUCGACCCCUGAACUGUGUGUGUGUGUGUGUGUGUGUGUGUGUGCGUGUGUGUGUGCGUGCGUGUGUGAACAUCACUCCACCUCAUCGUCACAGAUGAAGACAGACCGGACGGAGGAAUAGACGUGAUGACCUUGAAUGCAUCGUCUCAGAAAUAGUUUUUGUUGUUUGUUGUUUCUGGUUGGAUGAUCCAUCUCACCUGUGUGACACACCUUCACCUGCCACUCAUUAUAACGAGCUGUGAUCAGGUGCGUCCUGUACCAGGUGUACCAGGUGUGACUCUGACAGAGGACCCUGAACGCAUCCUUGUUGACAGUCACUUUAUUUCGUUUUUAUUUCAUUCAUAACUUCAGACGAGCAAAGACAUUUCAGGCAUCGGUCACAGGUAUUUCAAAAUAAGAGUCUCGUAAGUCGUCACCGUGCUGCCUUAUUGUCUAACACUACCUGAAUCUGUGCAGGACACACUCCAUGUCUGUGUGUCCAGCAGGGGGCGCUCACUUCCUGGUUACCGCUGCGACUGUAAUCCACAGCGCCCUGUGCUGGAUCAUGUCAUCUGUAACUUUUUCUCCAAAGUUCCCGACCAGCGAGAGUCAGAACCUGUCUGGGUGAUGCUGGGGUUACCGUAGCAACCAGCAGCCCACAUGUAAACGAAUGGCAUCAGCGGUCAUCAGCUGCUGUCGGCCAAUCAGAAGGCUCAGAUUGAACAGUGAGUGAUGGAGAACAGGAUCCACAGCAGACGUGGAGCAUGAACCUGUAAAAGGAAAGUUUGGUAAAAGUGAAAACGGAGGUGAAACUCCACUUUUAGAUAUUUUAACUGUUACUGGGGAAACACUAAAGGUCUUUUAUAUUUCAUGUUUUAUUCUUGUUGUUUAGUUUUGAAAGAUUCACUUUGCUCAUUUCAGUAGAUUUUCUUCGGUUCUUCGUCUCCAUCUGGACGUUGCGUGUUUUCCGUGGCGGCGGAGUCGGACGCCGUCUCCUCUCAGUCUCUGGCUGCUUAUUUAAAAAUGAAAGUGUUUUGAUGGUUGAGAGUCUGUUGGAGGAACGAGGUUUCCACCUGACGCUGCCUGUAGUUUCUCUCUGCGUGCCUGUCCAUACGAGGAAUCAACUCUCUGGCUUUGUACAAACUGCAUUAAAUUAUUUGUUAAUGACUGAGUGAAUUCUGAGAUUUUAAUAAAUAAUGUUAC